Molecule: messenger RNA, 537 nt
Organism: Rhinocladiella mackenziei CBS 650.93
Lineage: Eukaryota; Fungi; Ascomycota; Eurotiomycetes; Chaetothyriales; Herpotrichiellaceae
Exons: 3
Coding region: 1-537 (178 amino acids)
Source: RefSeq, a predicted model, not a curated record
AUGCGUGGGGAGUGUCCGGCGAAGCUUGCGGCCGUCACUGGCGGGCUACCGGACGAUGUUGAUGCCCAAGUUUAUAUUGCCGCAGUCAAGAUCAAGCGGUACGUUGAUGGUUUAAUGGACGCCCGGUACGCCCUCAACCGGCGACAUCUUUUUAUGCUUACCGGUUCUACUCGAGUUGGUGUCAAACUCGUCGAUGCCUUGACACCAUUCAAUGCUGUUCAUCCUAAGCUCGAUCGACGCGUGUGGGAAUAUGGUUUUGUCAAAAAUGCACUUUUCCCAGAGGAAGCCAGAUCGCUGAAGGUUGACGGAUCUGGGGGCAAAGAAUUCAUUGACCUGCUUGAGAACAAGAUCAUAGAUGAUGUAGUUCCUGAUUUUCUAGGAGACGAUGCCCUCCUGUUCUCGUAUACCGCCAAUAUUGCCCGUCCAGGAAACUCUCCGACGCAUAUGCAUACCGAUCAAAUCACCAUUCGGCCGCCACUGGGAUCGGUUGCUGCCAGUAUGAAUUGGAUGUAUUUCCUAGACGAUGUCGGUGAAUAA